Molecule: messenger RNA, 906 nt
Organism: Cyphellophora europaea CBS 101466
Lineage: Eukaryota; Fungi; Ascomycota; Eurotiomycetes; Chaetothyriales; Cyphellophoraceae
Exons: 1
Coding region: 1-906 (301 amino acids)
Biological process (GO): ribosome biogenesis
Cellular component (GO): small-subunit processome; Noc4p-Nop14p complex; nucleolus
Source: RefSeq, a predicted model, not a curated record
AUGCCGAAAGUAAAGAAGGGGGAAGAUGGAGGGUCACCUCCAUCUACCGAUAAUGUCUCCAGCCUCGUUACUCGACCCAUGAAUCUGUCGGAGCGCAAGGCCCUCCUCCGCAAAGUGCAACCACCGUCGACCAUUUCCUCGUUACGGCGACCCGAGAUUCUCAUGGACUUCUUCACCGACAGUCUGAACAUGGGAGAUCUUUCAUUAUCUGUUCCUGCGCUAACAGGCUUGUUCCAUCUCAUCACGACCCGCAACCUCGACUACCCACAUUUCUAUCCGCGCCUCUACUCCCUCCUCGACCAGGACCUGCUACACAGUAAAUACCGCUCAAAAGUAAUGCGCCAUUUGGAUACCUUUCUAGCACCUACCAAUCAUCUACCGGUCGCAACGAUAGCCAGCUUCAUCAAGCGUCUGUCGCGGUUAUGCUUGUUUGCACCUCCUUCAGCGAUCGUCGCCGUGGUGCCCUUCAUCUACAACUUGUUGAAGCAGCACCCUUCGACGACAUUCAUGAUUCACAGAAAUCCGUUCCCACCAUAUACAAAGUCGAAGACAGAUCUGGGGGUCGACCCGUACGACCCAGCAGAAACAGAUCCUCAGACGACAGGAGCAAUAGACAGCUCGCUUUGGGAAUUAGACACGCUACAGAGCCAUUACCAUCCGACCGUGGCCAGUAUAGCGCGGAUCAUCAGUGAGCAAUUUACGAAACAGCACUACAACCUCGAGGAUUUCCUGGAUCAUGGAUAUGGGACCUUGAUGGACGCGGAACUGAAAAAGAAAGAAGGCAAGAAGGAGAGAGAGCCCGUCGUUGAGUACAAAAUUCCCAGACGAAUUUUCGCUCGAGAGGAAGGAGAGCUCGUCGAAGACGGCGACAAAGACUUCGUCAAGGAUUUGUGGAACUUCGACUGA